Molecule: messenger RNA, 540 nt
Organism: Engraulis encrasicolus (European anchovy)
Lineage: Eukaryota; Metazoa; Chordata; Actinopteri; Clupeiformes; Engraulidae
Product: gamma-crystallin M2-like
Exons: 2
Coding region: 19-540 (173 amino acids)
Biological process (GO): visual perception; lens development in camera-type eye
Molecular function (GO): structural constituent of eye lens
Source: RefSeq, a predicted model, not a curated record
UCAUUGUUGAUUACUGUGAUGUUUCAGAUCACCUUCUACGAGGACAGAAACUUUGGGGGGCGGUCCUGGGAGUGCAGCGGAGACUGUGGCGAUUUCUCUUCCUACCUCAGCCGCUGUCACUCCUGUAGGGUGGACAGUGGCUGUUGGAUGAUGUAUGACCGCCCCAACUACAUGGGAAACCAGUACUUUAUGAGGAGGGGAGAAUACCCUGACUACAUGAGCAUGUGGGGAUGGAAUAACUGCAUCAGAUCUUGCCGCAUGAUCCCCAUGUACAGAGGGACCUACAGAAUGAGGAUCUACGAGGGUGAGCAUUUCGGAGGAAUGAUGCAUGAUAUGAUGGAUGACUGUCACUCCAUCAUGGAUCGCUACCGUAUGUCCGACUGCAUGUCCUGCCAUGUGAUGGAUGGCCACUGGCUCAUGUACGAGCAGCCCCAUUACGAAGGAAGGAUGUGGUACUUCGGGCCUGGAGAAUACAGAAGCUUCAGACACAUGGGAUUCAGAUGCAUGAGCAUGAGACGCAUCAUGCAUUCCUGGUUUUAG